ACACAACUAUGAAAGAACACUUGGAUAAGGAAUCAUUUGAAGGAGAGGAACAUGCCAUUGAACUAUCGACGCUUGAAUCCUAUAGUGACGCUUGUGGGGAUCUGGAGGAUGGUGCCAUGGUUGAAGGGGAGGGGAUCUUUCGCAAUGGGUACAUGCCAGUGGGAUCCUACCGAUUUUCUCGCUAUCCAAUUAGAAUAGCAUGUGCUGUUUCGUUCAUAGUGGCGGUGCUACUGUGUGUCGGUCUUCUUGUGAUUCCCAAAAACGAUACCAAGCCACAGAAUCAAGAGCCAGAAGAACACCCACCCUACACGUCCGUGGACUAUCGAACACACACCAAAGCCACACCCACUCCUACGGUAGCACCGACCUUGGACUAUUCGGUCCUACCACAGAACCUAUCCGAUUGCAUUCAGAGUCGAGACCGACUCUUGGCAGCCGUCGAUGCCUAUCUGUUUCUCAAAUUCAGCCGCCAAAAUCAAACGACAAAUCCACUAUCCAUCUCAAACUGGUGCGUUCAUUCCAUUCAAGACAUGCGACACCUUUUUGAUUACGACCGAAAUCCACUAGCUAGUCAGUACAACGAGCCACUGAAUCACUGGAAUUUCAGCAGUGUCAUUCAUUUCACCCAAUUCUUUCAAGGAGCCAAAUCGUUCAAUCAGCCGGUAGAUAUAUGGGAUACCUCUAAUGCCAUUUCAUUCAAGGGCAUGUUCUUUGGUGCGGACACCUUUAACCAACCACUGAAUGCCUGGGAUACUUCUCGAGUUGAAACCAUGUCAUCCAUGUUUCGCUCAGCAGACUCCAUGAAUCAACCACUCGAUCAGUGGAAUGUCAGCCAGGUAUUGGAAAUGUCCCACAUGUUCGAUGGCGCCAAGACGUUCAAGCAGAAUCUGUGUUCUUGGGAACCACAGCUAGCUCCCAAGAUGGAUCAUCGGCUAAAACUUGAUUCGGUGUUCUUGGGUACCCAGUGCCCCACCAAGAUGGAUCCCCUUGUUGUCCGUGAUGGAUAUGAUGAUGCUACUGAAGCACCAAUUGUUCAUCUGGAUCCUGCGGGACCGUUUUGUUUCACAUGUCAUGAUCGGAGGCUCUCCUAAUAGAAUGGUGCGGAUUGACUUUGGAUAACAGAACAAAAACAUCUCAGUGUUGGAAAUUGCAUAACUGAGUGUAUGACAGAUUUGUUUUUCUAACUCAAUAAGGUUUUUGAAUCAACCACGUUGGA
Messenger RNA from Seminavis robusta, 1216 nucleotides. The record is from the annotation of a GenBank genome assembly. NCBI's taxonomy places the organism in Eukaryota, Bacillariophyta, Bacillariophyceae, Naviculales, Naviculaceae.